Canis lupus familiaris (dog) is the source of this 419-nucleotide messenger RNA. It is a transcript of the gene PHLDA2, whose product is annotated as pleckstrin homology like domain family A member 2. NCBI's taxonomy places the organism in Eukaryota, Metazoa, Chordata, Mammalia, Carnivora, Canidae. Gene Ontology annotation, biological process: positive regulation of apoptotic process; placenta development. Gene Ontology annotation, molecular function: phosphatidylinositol phosphate binding. The transcript has a single exon. The record is from RefSeq and is a predicted model, not a curated record. Bases 24 to 419 code for a protein of 131 amino acids.
CCGCCGCCGCCGCCGCCGCCGCCAUGAAGACUCCCGGCGAGGUGCUGCGCGAGGGCGAGCUGGAGAAGCGCAGCGACAGCCUGUUCCAGCUCUGGAAGAAGAAGCGCGGCGUGCUCACCCCCGACCGCCUGCGCCUCUUCCCCGCCGGGCCCGGCGCGCGCCCCAAGGAGCUGCGCUUCCACUCCAUCCUCAAGGUGGACUGCGUGGAGCGCACCGGCAAGUACGUCUACUUCACCAUCGUCACCACCGACCGCAAGGAGAUCGACUUCCGCUGCGCGGGCGAGAGCUGCUGGAACGCGGCCAUCACGCUGGCGCUCAUCGACUUCCAGAACCGCCGCGCCCUGCAGGACUUCCGCAGCCGCCAGGAGCGCGCCGCGCCCGCCGCGCCCCCCGAGCCCCGGCCGCCCCGCGCGCCCUGA